UGAAAUUCUAUCAAUUAAACUGAAAUGUGAUAUUAUAAUUAAUUACAAAGCAUAGCAUUGCGAGUUAUUAAAUUAAUUCAUUUUUAAAUCACAACUUGAUCAAUACAUUAUUUGAUCAAGAAGUUACUUUUAAUUUUAACUAAUCCAAUGUAUCUCAAAAAUUCACAUUUUUGGAUUUAGGGCAUUAAUUAUACUAUUGGAAAAAUGGCCAGAGGUAAAAAAAGAGGUGGUACAUCAAAAUCCACCAGAGGUAGACCACCAACUAGACGAAGUAAAAAAGUAGAUGAAGUGUCUCCUGAAGAGGGAGAAAACAAUGAUACUCAAGAUUCACAACCUAUUGAUACCUCUGCACCAUUAGAUGAUCCUUCGUUUGAUAAUAAAAAUUCUGUUGUUGUACUUAAAAGGUUACAUAAAAAAUUUGAUAGAUUUCGAUAUGUUUCAAAUGAGGGGCAAAGAUUGAUGAAUGAGAGAAGGAAUUCUAUUGAAAUUAGUGAAGAUCUUUCCUCAAAUCCAACCAUUGAAUAUAACAUUACAUCUGAACAAAUUCACAUAGAAAAUCCUGAAGCCGAUUCUACUGAAAGUAAUCUUGUGAGCUGCAAUGACAAUAAAAAUAUUAUUUCAAAUAAAGAAAUUGCCAAGAAUAAACUAAUAGUAAAUGAAAGUAUUAAAAAUAAUGUUUUAGGUGAGGACACAAAUACAUUAGCUAACAAAAUGACUGACAAAAAUAUUAUAGUUGAUGAAAUUAUUGAACAAACUAUUGUAUCAAAUGAAAUUUCUAGAAAUAGUGAUGUCUCUGAAGAAAUUGUAGAAAAUAUUAUAUAUAAUGAAAUUAGUGAACAGUGUGAUGAUGGAAAUGAAUCAGACUCUCUAGGUUAUCAAGUCGUAGAAGAAGUUCUUGUCACAAAUAAAAAUCCUCUCUGCCAUAAAAAUACUGAAAAAAUGACUUUGUCCGAAAAUGUUUAUGCAAAAUAUAUAUUAUCUAAUGAAUUUAGAUCACGUUCUAGAUCAAGUGACGAUGAUUCAAACAGUGUAGAUAAUGCCUUAUUAAAUGGUGAAGAGGUAAACAUAGGCAGUCUCGAGGAAAUUGUUGAUAUUCAAGAAGAAACUACCGUAGUUUUUGAAAUAAUUGAAGAUUGUGAUGAAGAUAGCCUUACUAGUUCAGAUGUAUUUGAGGAGAACAACACAGAAAUUAUGACAGUGGAAGAAUUAAGUUGCCAAGAUCACCCAGAGGUGGUCAGCUAUGAAGUUGAAAUUGAAGAAACUAUUAUAGCUACCGUAGAGGAGAAAAUGGUAGUUGAUAGUUCAAUUUUUGAACAGCACGAGUGUAAUUUACAUUCAGAAUUAGAAAAGGAGGAUAUAGAUUAUUCAGAUAAUUCUUCCAGUGACAUAGACGAAUCUUCAUCUGGUGUUUGCUUUGAUAUUGUUAAACAUUCUUGUCAAUCUAUUGAUGAACAGCAUCGUAAGACAACAGAUUCCAUAAAAUCUAUUAAUGACAAGGUAGACAGCAAGUUAUUGAAUUGCUGGAAAGUGAAAUUAAAUUUAAAUGAUGAUGAUGAAAAGGAAAGCUUUGAUGAAAGUAUUGAUGACGGUGUUGACAUGAAUGAAAGUUUUGGCGAAAAUAUUGACAAUGAAAAUGAGGAAAAUUUGGACACAAGUUUAAAUGAAGCUGAUAACUCAGACAUAGCAUUGAAUGACGAUCUUGUAAAAACCAAGGGAGCAAGUUAUGAAUUGGUAGAUUCUAAUCGUGGAUAUGGAGAAAUUAAAAAAAAAAUUCUACUUCAUCGAACUCAUCAUGCGAAUCUAGUGAAAAAAUGACAACCGUCAAUUAUUUCAUCAGUAUCAUCUAGUGAUCUAAGUACGGAAACAACUGAAAAUAAUUUUUCAGCAUCUACUGAAAUAAAGGUUAAAAUAGUUGAACCAAGUAUUUCAAUUGAUUUAAGUGAUUUGAAUUUAAAAAUUUCUGAAACGAGUAUUUCAUGUGCAUCGAACGAAACAAAUCUGAAACCAUCAGAAGUUGCUCUAAGUGAUGAACAACAAUCAUUAGAAAUUAUGGAUAAUACAAGUGAAGAAGUUUCACCAUUAAUAAGAAGAUCAAAUCGCAUCAAGACCAUCAGUGUUCUAAAGAAAAAAUCAAAAGGGCAUGGAUUAGUGAGAAAUGAUAGAUUUAAAAGAUUAGAUCAGACAUCAGAAAAAGAUAAAGACAAAGAUAUAUCUGAUUCCACUGAAAACCAAAAUGAUGCACUUUCCAUCAAACCUUUGUCUAAAGAGCUUACAUCGUCUGAUAAUUCUGAUUCAUCUGACUUAAAACCUGUUAAAGUAAAAUCUCGCUGGCGAAGGACCAGUGAACUAGAAAUGGCAACUCCAUCCCAAAGUAGUAACUCCGAUGAUUCCAACAAAAACAGUCAGCAAUCUAGCUCAGAAAAUAAAUCUAAAACACCAGAAGAACUCCAAUUUGAAAAAGAUAUGGAAGAGCGGCUAAGGCAAUUCGUUCAGUUGCAGGAGAACGAAUACCAUUGCGAAAAAACAGUAUGCAGAGAAGCGAAAAAAAUGUUGUGCGACUGCUUUUUGACACCUGAAGAAAUCGCCCGCGGUGAAAUGGGAUGCGGAGAAGAUUGCCUUAACCGUUUACUAAUGAUUGAAUGUGGUCCAAAUUGUGUUGUCGGUGAUAGAUGUACAAAUAAGAGGUUUCAGGAAAGUCAAUAUGCUAAUUGCAAAGUGUUUAAAACUGAGAAGAAGGGAUUUGGCAUACAAGCAACAAUGGACAUGACGCCUGGGGACUUUAUCAUGGAAUACGUUGGUGAAGUUCUUAAUACCGAACAGUUUGAAAAGCGGGCUGAGGAAUACUCAAAUGACAGAAAUAGGCAUUAUUAUUUUAUGGCAUUGAAAUCUGACGCUAUCAUUGAUGCUACAAAUAAAGGAAAUAUAUCGAGGUUUAUUAAUCACUCAUGUGACCCGAAUGCAGAAACCCAGAAAUGGACUGUUAAUGGCGAGCUUCGAAUUGGGUUUUUUAGCAAGCGAAACAUUAAGAGGGGAGAUGAAAUCACUUUCGAUUAUCAGUUUCAGAGAUAUGGAAAAGAAGCCCAAAAAUGUUUCUGCGAAGCUUCAAACUGCAGAGGAUGGAUUGGUGAAGAACCGGAAUCUGAUGAAUCUGAUGAGGUUUCUGAAUCAGAAUCAGAAAGUGAAGAAGAACCAGCAACUUGCGACAGCCCAAAAGCAAGUGAAAUGCAAGAAGAAGAAAAUGACAAAGUAGAAACUGAUAAAGAUGAGAAAGCAGUUAAACCAAAACCUAAGAAAUCAACUAAGCAAUUAACAGAUUCUGAAGAUGAAUGGAUUCAAACUCAGGAACCAGAGGAUAUUGAAAAAAUAAAGGCAUCAGAUAAAUCUCCAAAAAUCAAAAAGAGAACACUGGGCAGGUGGGCGGGCAGGAAAAAUAAAAAAUCUAUGGUGCAUAGGAAAGACAUAUUUGAAGAUCUUGAUCUUGACGAGGAAAUACAAAUGCUUUCAAGAACUGGCCUGAAAAACCAAGCUCAUACUUUAACAUUAUCGCGGCUGAUGGUUCGAGCUAAAGAAACUCAGCAUCGCAUCAAUCUUUUAUCAGUAAUUCAAGGCGGAGAAGUACCUUGCAGACGUUUGUUUCUUGAUUAUCAUGGGUUGAGAUUGAUAUACAGUUGGAUGUGUGAUUCUACUACUAAUAAUAAAUCUUCAGUAUUAAAUGACAAACUAGAAAUUUUGAAUACUCUGAUGACUUUACCUAUUCCCAAUAAAACAAUGCUUCAAGAUUCUAAAGUGCUUACCACUGUCGAAAAAUGGAGUCAAAAGUUGGAUGACUCAGAAAAAUCUCCUAACUCAUCACCUUCCGAUGAUAGUGAUGCAUCUAGAACGCCGAUUUUAGUUGAUGAGGCAACAGGUUUAAUUAUUGAUUCUGUAAAACAAGAAUUAGAUUCUGCAAAACUUGAAUCUAAGUCAUUAAAUGAGAAAGACAAAAUUGGAAGCAUUUCCAAAACUUCCCCGAAAUUAGAGAAUGAUGAAUCUUCUCUAGAUAACUCGACAGAUGUUAAACCAAAAAUUGAACAAAUAGACCAUGAUAAUAAAGAGCUUUCAAAUGAAGAGAAAUUUGAUGAAGAUGCCAUUUACUUUACUGAAUUAAGAAAGAAAUUAGUUGAAGUUGCGUUACAACUUUUACUGAACUGGAAAUCACUUAAAGAGGUUUUCAGGAUACCGAAAAGAGAGCGAAUUGAGCAGAUGAAAGAACAUGAACGUGAAGCAAAUCGUGGGUACACUGACCCGAAUUCUGAACGUAAAGAUAUUAAAAAAUAUAGAUUUAAGUCUUCAGGCAAAGAAAAUACUAUUAGUACUUUGGGUGCUUCAGGAGGUCCUACACAAUUGAGAUCAGUGGUAAAAAAAUUAGACAGGAACAACAGUUCACUUUCGAAAUUUCAAAGAAGGCAACUAUUUGCUGAAAGAGUGGCUGCAGAAGAAACCGAGAAGCGUCUCCGAGCUGGUCGUGAACUUUGGAGGGCUCACAGCAACCAUUGUUCUUUAAUGGGUUUUGAUCCUUUAACUACUCCUGCACCAGAUCCUAGUACAGGCCUUCCCAUGUAUUAUGAUCCUGUUAAAGAAGAAUGGAACACUCGACAAUUGGAUGCCAGCAUAGGAAUGCAUAUAAGUCAAAUGAUGCCGCCACAACCUAAUGUGAUGAUGCCGCCACAACCUAAUGUAAUGAUGUAUCCCAAUCAGCCAGCUUACUUCCCACAUCCUGGUAUGAUGAUGCCAGAUCAAUUUGGUCAACAACAAAUUAUGAUGCCUUUCCCAAAUUUUCAAAACAAUGUGGUUCAAACACUACCCGCUCCAGAGCAACAGCCAGUUAUGACACCUACACAGCAGAUCCAAAUGAUGCCUCCCGGAAACGGUCCGCCAGUUAUGAUUCCCCCAGGUCCACAUAUGAUGACUAACAACCAAACACAUUUGUUAGCUCCAGGUCCUGUUGUUCCCGGUCAGCAGCAUAUUAUGAUGCCUGGUCAGCAGCAUGGAUUCCUGGUGGUCGUAAUAACAAGUGCGCAACAGAUGAUGCCGCCCUUCCAACAAUCAAAUAUUUCCAUGACACCUGAACAGCAACAGAUGAUGACAUUUAUGAUGGCAUCAGGGCAAAAUGUUAUACCACAGCCAAAUAUAACAGCUCAAGAAGAAUUUGUGGACGAAUCCGUUAUAAAAAAUUCAAACAUAGAUAAAGAGAAAUCACAUCGUAAGAAGAAUAAGAAGAAGGAUAAAAAGAAGAAAGAUAAAGAGUCCGUUGUCUCAGAAAAGGAUACAGAGAAAAUAAACAUUGGUGCAGCAAAUCCUUACAAAAUUCCUCCCCCUGAAGAUUUACCUCCUGGUUGGUUAUCUGCGAUUGAUCAGAAUGGUAGAAUUUAUUAUUAUCAUAGCAAGAAACGUGUUUCACAGUGGCUGCCACCGGACAUGUGCAAAAAUAUUUUCGGUCGUUUUAAUCAAUUUGAAGAUUCGGACACUUCGGAUGAUGAUGAAUUGAAGACCGAAUCUAAACUUAUUAAAAAUAUUAUCCAUAAUAACAAGAUAAUUAAUUCAGACAAUUCUGAUGAUUCUGACAGUGACAAUCUUGAAGAUACUCUAUUGAUGAGACAAGUUCAUGGAAAUAUUUUAUCUAAUCAGAGUCCUAGUGCUUUAACUCUAAAAGGUCUUGAUUCAAUAAGGAAGGCUCGGCAUGAGCAAUUGGAUAAGAGCAGAGUGGUAGUAAUGAAAGCUGAAGCUGAAUCGACAACGCCUAGCGACGACCAACAUUCUAUUUACGAAAUGACUAUUCCUUUGAACAUUACAAAACCGACUCUGAAUAGUCCAGUCUACAAACCGAAACGUGUGCGAGAGCUGCAACCAGGUUCAGCUGCUUUUGACUCAUUGUCAUCUCCUGUGGUCAAUUCGGAUAGUAGUCAAGUGGGUGAUGUGACUCCUCAGCCUGAUGAUACCAUGCUGAAGGAUAAAAAAAGAAUAAAGCGUAACGGAUUAGUUACAGAAAUAUUGAUAAGCCCUCGCAGUGAACAUGAUCGCAUGCAUCAGAAAAUGGAGAUAAAACGCUACAAGGAGAAUAAAGAAAAACUGAAAAUGAAAAAGUAUUUGAAAAUGCAGCGUGAAAUCAUGAAAGUUAAAGGUAUGGAGUCUAGGCAUUCAAAACCACAAGUAGUUUUACCAGUUUCAAAUCCAUCUGAGGAAAGUAGUCUUCCGAUGAUGAUACCGCAAGCCCUGCCUGAAGAAAACUUAGAAAAACAGCAAAUUUUAGCAAUUAAGCGAAAAUCUUCAUCACAUGAGCAGAAUGUCCUUCAUCACCAUCAGAAACGAUUGAAAGCUAUUGAAGAAAAUAAAAAUCAAACACUUGAAAAAAGCAAGGAAGAUAUUCCGUUUUUGUUUACUUUAAGUGAAAAUUCCAAAGAAGGCCUUAGAAUCAAGGAACAGUUCCGUGUUGAUGUUGCCAAAGUUAUUGUCAGCCAGUUGAAUCAUUUUAGAAAACCUGAUUGUUUGAUUGGUCGAAUUACCAAUACCAAAGAUUUCAAACAUUUAGCCAAAAAGUUAACACACUUUGUUAUGGUAAAGGAACUAAAACACUGCAAAUCUGUAGAGGAAUUGACUUUCAACGAGUCUGUUAAAGUCAAAGCCAAAGAAUUUGUCAAGAAAUAUAUGGUAAAGUAUGGUGAUGUGUAUGUGAGGCCCCCGCAAGAAGCUGUUGACUGAGUUGAAUAAUGUGUUCAUGACUUAUUAUUAUUGAUAGGUUUUGUAUAUUAUAUGUGUAUGUAUUGUUAAUUGAAUUGUAUUAUAUUAUCAAAGUAUGAUUAUUAUG
This is a messenger RNA of Ctenocephalides felis (cat flea), 6844 nucleotides long. Its product is annotated as histone-lysine N-methyltransferase SETD2-like. Lineage: Eukaryota; Metazoa; Arthropoda; Insecta; Siphonaptera; Pulicidae. Gene Ontology annotation, biological process: regulation of DNA-templated transcription. The record is from RefSeq and is a predicted model, not a curated record. Gene Ontology annotation, molecular function: protein binding; histone H3K36 methyltransferase activity. Gene Ontology annotation, cellular component: nucleus; chromosome.